Prorocentrum cordatum is the source of this 3350-nucleotide messenger RNA. NCBI's taxonomy places the organism in Eukaryota, Dinophyceae, Prorocentrales, Prorocentraceae. The record is from the annotation of a GenBank genome assembly.
AUGGCCGGCUUCGACACGAUCCUGCUGGGGGCGUACGUGGAGCAGCUCGGGGGCACCCUCAGCAGUCUCACGAUCGACGAUAUGCUGUCGACCUCCCUCCUGGAGUUGUUCACGGCCUUGGACGAGACAGUGGUUGACAGUGUGCCCCUACAGGCGCUCCAGAAGUCCAAGCUGCGGCGCUUCCUCAGGAAGAUCGCAGAGAUCGGCGGCGCGCCCUCGCCGGACUUCGGCACGCUGAGCGGCCCAGCGCAAGCGCCGACGCGGCCGGCGGCCAAGGCGCCGCCUCCCGUGCCAGCGGCACGGAAGCGCAAGCUGGCCGCCCUCAUCGACCAGGCGGAUGAUGGAGACGUUGAGCUCCUCCCGGCGCCGCGCAUUGCGGCUUUGUGGGCCGACUUCGAGAGGGCCCACGGCGGGGGGCCCCGCGAGCGCGAAGACGCGACGGGGGACCAGCUCUCGGCGCUGGCCGCCAAGCUCGCGGAAGACAUGGUGUUCGUCGGGGGGGAGCUGGUCACUCGGCAGCUCCGGGGGCCUUCCUCUUUCGACACCUGGCGGGCGUGCUGGCGAGUCUUCAGGACGGCGAUGCUCGUGCUGAAGGCCCGCGUCGCCAACGGAUGCUACGCGGGCUCUUUCGACAAGGACCGGCCUUGGGAAUCCGUCAUCCGGGAUUCGGCCAAGUCAGAGAGUAGCCCCCACGCCAACUGGUGGUGCGAGCGCGUGGACAAGCUGUGCCUCCUCGCCUCCCGCCGGGGCGCCGUGCCGCAGGCGCUGCAGGCGGCCGGCGGCAAUGACGACAAGAAGAAGAGGGGCCUGGCUGGGAUCGAGCGUCGCAAGGACGGGCGCCACCUCCGCGCCGCCGACGGCUCCCAGCUCUGCUUCAGCUGGAACCGUUCGGAGAAAGGCUGCACGGACAGUCGCUGCCCCCAGGGCCGCGCCCACAGCUGCGAGUGGUGCCUGGGCUCGCAUCGGGCCAUCGACCCGGAGUGCCCGGCGAAGCCGCGCGGCUGGGUGCCGCCGCCGCCCGGGCGUCCGCGAGCUGCCCAGCGAGGCCCUCCGGCGCCCCGCGCCAGUAGGGAGGGCGCGGCCCCGCCUCUGAAGGUCGCCAGGACGGCGCAGGAGGCAUCGGGGGCCGCAGAGGGCGCGACGCCCAGCUCGCGGGCAGCUCCGGCAGGUGCCGCCGCGGCGAUUGCGGCGCCGCACCCAGGGGCGCGCCCGUCGGCAGAGCAGGCGCUGGCUACGGCAACGCUUCUGGGCUUGGCGGCCGCGUCGGCGGCCCGCCGGGCCGCCGCAGCCGCGGCGGCGCCAGUGCUCGCGCAAGAGGCGCCCGAGACCGCUCCAGGCGAGACGCCCGUCUCGCGCCGGGCGCGGCUGAGUCGACAGCGCCAGAGCCUGCAGGACGUUCUGGGCAGGCUCCAGCGGCUCGGGGCCUCGCUAGCGGAGGAGGAGCCCCGCUUCGUGGCACUGUCCGAGUUCGGGGACCCGGCGCCGGUGCGCCGCCACGCCUCUCGCGGCGUUGACCCCGUGGACACGCGGGAACAGCGGGGUCAGGAAGACGCGGCGCGCAGGGCCGGCCUGAGGAACGCGGCCGCGGCGGUCGCCUCGGAGCCGGCGCUCCUGCGCGUCAUGGGCCAGGUCAGGCUCGCCAUUCGGGGGGCCCAGUCCGAGGACGCCAGCCUGACUGGGCUCGCCGGCUGCUGCGGGGAGACACCCGCGCGCGCGCCGCCGUCUCAAGCGGCCGCGGCAGCACUGCGGGCGAAGGUGGCCCGCGCACUCGGUGUCGAGCCCGGCGGCGAGCUCCGCCACCACCCAGCCUCGAACAUGCGGUUCCGCUCGGCGCAGCAGGUCAUAUCGCUCGCCGAAGGGCCCGAUCGGGAGGUCGGGAGGUGGCUGGAAGAGGGCGCCCCCAUGGGCAUCUCCCGCGCAGUGGUGCCAGGCGGAUUGUUCCCGCUGGCCGAGUCCUGCAGCACCUUGGAGCCCGGCGACCUGGGCACGGGCGACUACGCGUUCUUGGCCAACCACCCGUCCUUCGCCGACAAGCACGAUGAGGCGGAGGCGCCGUCCUUGGACCUGAUUCGCGGCUGCCUGAAGUCGGGUUACGGUGAGACCUUCGACACGGUGGCGGCAGCCGAGGCCAAGUUCGGGCGCGUCUUCCCCGCGCCGCUCGGCAACGUCCGGCGCCAGAAGCGGGACGGGACAUUCAAGAACAGGAUCAUACAGGACCUCAAGGCCAAUGGGGUGAACCGGGCGUCCACGACACGCGAGCGCGUCGUGCUGCCGAGGGGGUCGAUCACGCGCAUCCCGUUGCACGAGGACGAAGGGCGUUUCAACGUCGCGAUCCUCGAGGAGCCUCCAAUGGCAGGACACGGCCGCGUCAUCGUCUGGCGGGUCCUGGGCUUCGGGGGAAAGGCCAACCCCCUGGUGCACGGCAGGGUCGGGUCAUUGCUGGCCCGUUCCGCUCAGGCCAUGCUGUCGGCUUCCGAAGGCCGGUUGCAGCUCUACGUCGACGACCCGGCGAGCACCCUCGCGGGCUCCGACGAGGGCAUCCACUGCAACUUGGACACGGUCCUCGGGUGGUGGCUCGCCCUCGGCCUGGGGCUGGCAUGGCGGAAAGGGGUUUUCACCUUGGGCGCCCAUGUCUGGGUCGGUAUCCAAUUCGAGUUGCGCGGCGCCGUAGCUUACAUGGCCCUGAUGACCCUGCCGCCGGAGUUUUUGAAGGUGUCGCGCAUUGCCCAGGUCGUGCAGGAGGCAUACCCCUUCGCAGCAUCCUUCUGGGCGGCCUUGGUGGCUGCAGAGCAGGCGGCGGCGUCGGCGCGGCCGGAGGCGCCGCCCGGGCGCGUCGCGAUUCGCCGCUUCGCCGCUGCCGCGGCGGCGUGGGUGCGGGCGCUCAUCAGAGGCGCCGUUCUGCCCCUCGCCCGCGAGGUGCACCACCGGCCGGACCUGCGCCGCCUCCCGGCCGCGCUGGUCCACGUGGAGUUCGAUGCCCCCCCGUGGGUGGGAGGCGCCAUCCUCUUCGAGAAGGGCGCCCCGCGCGAAUACCUCGCGUUCACGUGGUCGGACAAGCUCCUCCAGCGGUUCAGCGCCGAGAUCGGCAAUUCCAAGUGGCAGACCUUGUGGGAGUACGUCACCCUGCUGGUCACCCUGUUGGCGCGGGGCGCGCCGUUCGCAGUCGGGCAGGUCCUCACGAUCAAGGGGGGCAACCUCGCGGCGCUCGCGGGCGCAGUCUAUUACCGAGGACGUCGAGACCUGAAUGCCGUGACCAGGGAGCUGUCAUGGAGGAAGGCUGCCGUCCGGUGGACAUGCACGGUCUCGCAUCUACCGCCGGAGGCCAACGAGCUAGCGGGCGCUCUCUCCAG